This is a messenger RNA of Plodia interpunctella (Indianmeal moth), 2213 nucleotides long. RefSeq names its product synaptic vesicle glycoprotein 2A-like. The record is from RefSeq and is a predicted model, not a curated record. Gene Ontology annotation, cellular component: membrane. The transcript has 11 exons. The coding region runs from base 135 to 1661 and encodes 508 amino acids. Lineage: Eukaryota; Metazoa; Arthropoda; Insecta; Lepidoptera; Pyralidae. Gene Ontology annotation, biological process: transmembrane transport. Gene Ontology annotation, molecular function: transmembrane transporter activity.
AGUUCGACAAACAACGUGACGGCCGACGCACGCGUUCAAUAUACUCCAGAAAAAAUACUAGUAUCUCACACGUGGCCACAAAAUGAGUAACAGAUAAUAUAUUAGUGGUAUUUUGUGUUUUGUUUUUAAUAAAAAUGGAAGGUCCAAGUGAUAAAACAGCCAGUGAUAGGAGUGAAAAGGCAAAUGAAGUAUUUUUUGAAGACGCUUUUGAAGUUGUUGGACAUGGCCGCUUCAACUACAUAGUCCUGCUGACCAGCGGUCUGAUAAUGCUGAACGUGUCGAUGGAGUCUGUGGGUAUGAGUUACGCCAUCACUGCGGCCGAGUGUGAGCUCAACCUGACUAGUGAGCACAAGGGGCUAGUAAAUGCUGCCGCUUUUAUUGGUAUUAUAAGCACGUCCUUUUUAUGGGGCUACUUCGGAGACCGUCUCGGGAGACGAGCAGUCAUGUUACCAGCUUUGAUUGCGUCUGCCGUCUUCUCUGUGGCGUCAUCCUUCGCUGUUGAUGUUUGGAUGUUAAUGCUUUUGAGGAUGCUCACUGGAUGCCUCGUAUCAGCAUCCAGUGCAACAGUGUACGCGUAUUUAGGGGAAAUGCAUAUGAAUUCGAGACGAGCGUCCGCCAUCGCUUGGGGGUCUGUCUUCAUCUCAUUCUCAUUUAUCACCCUACCAGGUCUAGCCUGGCUAAUAAUACCAGGGAAAUGGUCCUUCACUCUAUUCAACUUCACCGUGGUACCUUGGCGGGUGUUCGUAUGGUCUUGGUGUGCGCCUGGUCUAGUGGCCGCUUUACUUUUGCUGUUUCUGCCUGAGAGUCCUCGGUAUUUGCUCGCGGUGAAGGGACCUGAUGCCGCCUUGCCUGUGCUGGCGAGGAUGUACGCGUGGAACCAUGGCUCCUCUGUUGAUAAGUUUCCAGUGGAGAAAAUAGUCCUCACGAACAUGGACAGCGAGAAGCCGACUGGCUUCACUGGUGCAAUAAAGAACAUAGGACUGAUGUUCCGUCCGCCGUUGCUUAGAUGUGUCUUCAUAUCGCAUAUAUCUAUGUUUUCUGUAUUUAUGUUGUCCAGUGGAUUGUACGUUUGGGUACCGGAGUUACUGAACAAUAUUCUGAAGAACACAAGUGAGAAAAGUGUUACGAUUUGUGAAAUCAUCGAAGAGAAAAUUAAAAAGACUGAAGUGACAUCUUGCUCGUCCGAGGUUUCAGUGGGCGUGUUCCCCGUCUCCAUGGCUAUGGGAGCAGUUUUUGCUCUCACAUAUCUUGCCAUUGGGAUGUUCAUCAAUAAGAUUGGCAAAAAGAGGCUGUAUUGUGGAAUCAUGAUCAUAUGCGGCGCAGCAACAGUGGGAGCCGCUUUAGUCCCUCAAGGUGGUGCCGCCACAGCUUUGCUCAUCCUGGCAUUGUGCUCUGGAUGUGCAGCCUCCAUACUUCCUGCGAUUGCUGUCGAUGUCUUCCCUACUUGUCUCAGAGCCAUGGCCAUGUGUGUGAUGUAUAUGGUUGGUCGGACAGGCGCUGCCGUGGGCUCCUACCUUCUUGGAGCCACCAUGAAUACCCACUGCUUGGCAGCCUUUAUCAUAUUUGGCUCAAUUUCUAUGGGAUCAACAUUAUUAAUGAUAUUCUGGCCAAAACCAGAAGGAGUGAGAGAAAAAAUGGAGCUGAAAGGGUUAACAUAUUAACAGUGUUACUAUAUCGAAUAUGACUUAAAGAUAAUCCGGUCGAGAGGCUGAAAAUCUCAAGUGACUAAUUAUAAAUUAAUAAUAUAUUACAUUAUUUUGUCGGACCCUUUCUACUUUGAGCAAAUAUACAAAGACAGCACGAUCGGGAGUCCGCUGCGUGACGCAAGUCAAACAUUGUGUUAAGUCUGUUCCUUUCGCACAUCUUAUGUGCGCAAAAGAUAACGGAGUCGCACAUUUUCGUUGAAUUUGAGGUGUGUGACUGAAAUAGCAUUCGCAAUGUAUCACACAGAUAACAUGCAGUAGGUAAAUCGGCUUUUUAUAUAAACUAUAGUCGGAUAAAAGUAAAUUAAGGACAUAAUCUGUAAGUAUUUUUCUAAUGUCCAAAACUACAUCAAUAAAUGGUGCAACAUGUUGAGUGGGAACACAUGCUAAACGUCAAGACUGACUUUAUGAAUUAUUACAAUGGUUUUUUGUAUGUGAUUAAUUUUAUUAUUGUACAUAAGUUUAUGCUUUACAGCCUGUUUUGUGGUGAAUAAAAUAUUAUACCCUGAA